This is a messenger RNA of Corythoichthys intestinalis (scribbled pipefish), 3705 nucleotides long. It is a transcript of the gene gaa2, whose product is annotated as alpha glucosidase 2. Gene Ontology annotation, molecular function: alpha-1,4-glucosidase activity; carbohydrate binding. The coding region runs from base 168 to 3041 and encodes 957 amino acids. Gene Ontology annotation, biological process: carbohydrate metabolic process. The record is from RefSeq and is a predicted model, not a curated record. NCBI's taxonomy places the organism in Eukaryota, Metazoa, Chordata, Actinopteri, Syngnathiformes, Syngnathidae. The transcript is spliced from 21 exons.
CCGGAAGUUAUCGCAUUUACGAUGCUUUUUAAUGCAGCACGGUAAUAAACAGCACCACACUCAACAUUAGCAUAGUGCAAACACGCAUUUACCCGUCGGGUCAUGUAUUUCCAGAGCCUGUGGCUUGAUUUGUUUGCUUAAUAUUCAGACACUCACGCGGCGAAAUCAUGGUGUCUUAUAAGCUGAUACACCCAGAAGAUGUGCACCUAACUGAAGGAAAUCGCCUUGACGAUGACGAGGACGAGCUGAUGUCACAGUCAGAAGGAGCCUCUUUGCUUCCCCGUCGUCUGCCGUGCUCGGUCACGACGGCUCUCUUGGUGAUCGGCUGCCUGCUACUUCUCCUCUGUGGAGGUUGGUUGGUGGGCACCAUGUUCUGGCUUCACCGCCCUUCCAACUUGCUGCCGCAUAAACACCCGCCACCAGCCAGCACAAAAGCCAACACCUCCGAGGCUUCCUCUCUCUUCGGCGAGAUUUGCGCUCUAACCCCGGAGACGUGGCGGUUCGACUGUUACCCUGAGAGAGGAGCGGUGGUGACCAGAGAGAUGUGCGAAGCGAGGAACUGUUGUUUCAUCGCCUCCGAAACGCCCCCCUCGGGACGUAAUGGUAUCCCUUGGUGUUUCUAUCCUCCGGAUUUCCCCUCCUACUCGGUGAAGUCGGUGAACGACACCAGCUUGGGGCAAAAAGCAACGCUUGUCAAAGAUGUAAAGACUUACUACCCUGCUGACAUCAUGACUCUGGAGUUGGACGUCCGCUACGAGACGGACACACGGCUACGUGUCAGGAUCACAGACCCUUCAAGUUCUCGCUACGAGGUUCCCAUCUCCAUUCCCACCGUCUCCAAGAAAGCAGAACAUCCCGACUACACCGUGGAGCUUUCUAGGGAUCGGUUUGGUCUUAUCGUGAGGAGGAUCUCAACCGGAGCUGUGCUCCUAAACACCACCGUGGCUCCUCUCUUGUACGCCGAUCAGUUCCUGCAGUUUUCCACCUCUUUGCCUACCGAAUUUAUCUACGGCCUGGGGGAGCACCGCUCUAACUUCCUGCAUGACGUCCAGUGGAACACUCUUACCAUGUGGGCGAGAGAUGUGCCUCCCAUGGAAAAAACAAACCUAUAUGGAGUUCAUCCCUUUUACCUUGCAAUGGAGAAGGAGAAAAAUGCACAUGGAUUCUUUCUUCUUAACAGCAAUGCAAUGGAUGUUGUACUGCAACCUGCCCCAGCCCUCACUUGGCGCACAAUCGGCGGAAUCCUCGACUUUUAUGUCUUCCUUGGUCCCGAGCCUGGAACUGUGAUUGAACAAUAUCUGGACGUCAUAGGUCGUCCAGCGAUGCCGAUCUACUGGGCUUUAGGUUACCACUUAUGUCGCUGGGGUUUUAACUCGAGCAACUCCACUUGGGAGGUGGUCAAGCGCAUGAGAAAUAAUGGGAUACCUCAGGAUGUUCAGUGGAAUGAUAUCGACUACAUGGACCGAGUUCUUGACUUCACUUAUGACCAAACUAACUUUGCCACAUUGCCCGCCAUGGUGAAGGACUUGCACGCUCACGACCAACGCUACGUGAUGGUCAUCGAUGCCGGCAUCAGCAGCGUCCAGACUGAAGGAACCUAUUGGCCGUAUGAUGACGGACUCAAAAGAGGCGUUUUCAUCAAAGACACGGAAGGAAAAACACUGAUUGGCAAGGUAUGGCCAGGGCUGACAGCAUAUCCCGAUUUUUCUGAUAACGUCACUCAUGAGUGGUGGUUUGAGAAUCUGAAAAGGUUCCAUGAUCAGGUGGAAUUUGAUGGAUUGUGGAUUGACAUGAACGAACCAUCAAAUUUCGUAGAUGGGUCGACUAAUGGCUGCCCCUCAAACAAUUUGGAUAAUCCACCAUAUACACCAGGAGUGUUGGGAGGUUUGCUGCGAGCCAAAACGGUGUGCGCGUCAGCACCGCAGAAGCAAUCGACACAUUACAACCUUCACAGCUUAUAUGGACUCAUGGAAGGGGAAGCUUCUGCAAACGCCCUGAGGAGGAUCUUGGGAAAAAGACCUUUUGUGAUCUCUCGCUCCACCUUCCCGAGUCAGGGAAUGUACACUGGCCAUUGGCUGGGAGACAACAGAAGCCAGUGGCAGGACCUUUACACUUCGAUAGCAGGAAUUUUGACUUUUAACCUCCUUGGCAUCCCGUUGGUGGGAGCUGACAUUUGUGGCUUCAGCGAACAGCCGCAGGAGGAGCUGUGUAUUCGCUGGACGCAGUUGGGCGCAUUUUACCCCUUUACUCGCAACCACAACGCCAUUGACAUGAAGCCACAAGACCCAACUGCGUUCAGCCCGCUAGCCAGCACCGCCAUGAAGAAAGCUCUGCUGCUGCGUUAUUCCCUCUUUCCGCUCCUCUACACGCUCUUCCAUCACGCACACGCAAAGGGGCACACUGUAGCUCGACCACUCAUAUUCGAAUUUCCAAAGGACACAAAAACGUACAAGAUUGAUAAGCAGUUCCUCUGGGGGCGGAGUCUCCUGGUGACUCCCGUGUUAGAACCUGCAGUCGACUUUGUGGAAGGCUACUUCCCAGAAGGACUGUGGUAUGACUACUACACGGGCGACGCGAUAAACAGCACGGGUGAAGACAUUCGACUCUCUGCUCCUCUUGAUAAGAUAAACCUGCAUUUGAGAGAAGGCUCCAUUAUCCCGACGCAGACUCCCAAUCUGACCUUAUGGGUUAGUAGCGGGCAGCCACUUCACAUGGUUUCCGCGCUUUCUGAGAACGGUACAGCCUGUGGCGAUUUGUUCUGGGACGACGGAGAGAGCCUGGACACUUACGAGAACAACCAGUAUGCUUACAUCGUCUUCAGCGUGGCUCAGCAAACGAUGACCUCUCAGGUGCUUCACAACCACUUGGAGGCCACCUACAUCACUGUGCAGUCGGCGUCCUUCUACGGUGUGAAGGAGAAGCCCAGCAAGGUGCAGGUUAACUCCAAAGAUGUGACAUUUGCCUACAGGAGCAACAAGGUUUUAACGGUAGAAAAUCUCGGCCUUAAACUCAGCCAGAACUUCACCAUCAGUUGGAACUGAGGCCUGCGCCCAUUAGCUUUGUGUUGUCAUGUACCUGCCGAUGAUCUCCAAGUAAGCCUCAGAGACUGUCACCUCAUAAAUUCAGUCAGAUUUCUUAUGUGUUUUAGUGACUGGACUGAGAAUGGCUUCACCCAAGUACAUUCUAACUUUGGGCAAGGACACUUUUUUUCAUAGUGUGUGCACGUUUUUGGCAAGAGUGUAUUUUUCAAAAUAUAUUUUGAAAUGAUAUUUUGUAUGGUGAGAAGGAAGACUAAAAUUAAUCUAUUUGAGUGCAGUAAAAAGGAUAAAAACCCUCCAGCUGAAUAGCAAGGAUAUAUAGGAUAAAUGCAAAUAUACAUUAUAUUUCAGUAAGCAUUUCUUUGUGGAUAAAUGCACAUAAACCUGUAUAAGUGCAUUCAUGUUCAGUAGGGUCUAGGUUAUGUAUUUAAGGAGGUUGUCCCUGUCACCCCAAAGGCAAGACUUCAUGUGCAAUAACAAGGAGACAACUGUGAAUGCUGCUACUUUUGCACUAAUUUAUGAGAUGGACAAAUGUGCCUUGUGAUUUCUUUUGCAUUUUGUUGUAGAGAUGCUGCUUGCUGGCAGAAUUAUUUUUCAUAAUAUCACCUUGGCCUUUCUUGCAUGUGAAAACUAGUGCCGCAAUAAAGUAUUUGAGUAAGUGAAGGCA